AUGGACAUGGCUUCCAAAUCAUCAAACGUUCUCGGCAACAGUUUAGAGAAAAAUGGAAUACCGAUCAGUGUUAUUUCAUCAACGUCCUCAAAUAUAGAAUCGUCACUUAUAAAUAACGGUCAAUUUGAUGAUCCUAAAGUUCACACGAAUGUUAUUCAAAAAAUAUUCAGCAAGAUUUUACCAAAAAGGUUCACAAAUGGAACAUCAAGUAACUCUUAUGGAAAUAGCUUUAAUGAUAGUGAAAUCUUGAUAGCACCAAGCAAAGACGGUCUUCAUAAAAAUUUGAAGGAACGACAUAUGAUUAUGAUUGCAUUAGGUGGAACUAUUGGAACUGGUUUAUUUUUAGCUUCCGGUCAAGCUUUAGCAUCAGCAGGUCCUGGUGGCUCUCUUGUUUCUUAUCUAAUUAUUUCGGUUAUGGUUUAUUUUGUCAUGACAAGUUUAGAUCAUAGUUGA
Rotaria sp. Silwood1 is the source of this 453-nucleotide messenger RNA. NCBI's taxonomy places the organism in Eukaryota, Metazoa, Rotifera, Eurotatoria, Philodinida, Philodinidae. The record is from the annotation of a GenBank genome assembly.